Messenger RNA from Neolamprologus brichardi, 2374 nucleotides. The record is from RefSeq and is a predicted model, not a curated record. NCBI's taxonomy places the organism in Eukaryota, Metazoa, Chordata, Actinopteri, Cichliformes, Cichlidae.
GCGAAGAGCAAUAGGAGUUUGGAUCACUCCGCCGGGGCUUUAACGUGAACUAGAGCCGCAGACGGAGUAGCGGGCAGGCUGCUGUUGGUGCCCAGUCCCGGGACUAACUAACGCUUUUUCCUCCGCAGACCCUGGAGCUCCACAGGUACUCUGAUCUGAGGUUUACCGGGAUCUGUGUGUCUUGUGUUCGGAGCACGUCGCUGUGUUGGACACGAUGUCCUGCCCUCACCGCCUCCUGCUGGUUCUGCUAGUUCUGCUGGUUCACGACCCUCCGGCUCAGUCCAGGCCAGCCACAGAGGACACGCGCACAGCAGACACAGUGAAAUCCUCCGAAGACGAAGAAGAUGACGAGUCUUCGUCAGAGGAAAACAAGCUGUCCGACGAGCUGUCGACGAGCAGCGAGAAGCUGCAGCAGCCACUGGAGCCGCAGUGGGUGAUGCCAGACAAGAUGGAGAAGCUGCUUCACGCCGUUCCUGCAAGCACAACGGUGAAGUUUCGAUGCCAAGCAAUGGGAAACCCGCUUCCCUCCCUGCGCUGGUACAAGAAUGGGAACGAGCUGAGGAAGGACCAACGAAUCGGAGGCUACAAGAUCAGAGAGCACAUGUGGAGUCUAAUUAUGGAGUCAGUAGUUCCUUCUGAUAAAGGGAACUACACCUGUGUGGUGGAGAAUGAAUAUGGAAGCCUGCGACACACUUACCAGCUGGAUGUAGUCGAGCGCUCUCCUCACAGGCCCAUCCUGCAGGCCGGGCUGCCGGCCAACCAGACGGCAGUGGUUGGCAGCAACGUGGAUUUUGUGUGCCGCGUCUUCAGCGACCCACAGCCUCACAUCCAGUGGCUCAAACACAUCGUCAUCAACGGCAGCAAAGUGGGACCGGACGGACUGCCCUACGCUCGUGUUCUCAAAACUGCUAACGUGAACACCACAGACAGAGAGAUGGAGGUGCUGAAUCUGAGGAGUGUAACUCUGGAAGACUCUGGAGAGUACACCUGCCUGGCCGCCAACUCCAUUGGGGUGUCGCACCACUCUGCGUGGCUCACUGUGGUCGAUGACCCUCCGCCCUCCCCACUGACCUCGCAGGCGUACCUGGAGAUCUUCAUCUACUGCCUUGGGUUUUUCAUCAUCGUCGUCCUGACCGCCACAGCAGUCAUCUGCAGGCUCUGCUGUGUCCCGAAGAAAAGUGACUUCAGCAACCAGCUGGUCGUGCAGAAAUUAGCCAAGAGCGUGCCUCUGAAGAGACAGGUGAGGAGACAGGUGUCAGUCGAGUCGUCGUCCUCACUGCAAUCGGGGAUGUGUUUGAUGCGUCAGUCUCGUCUCUCCAGCGCGGCCACCACCGUCGUGGUGGGCACGUCGCAGUACGAACUUCCCUACGACCCUGCGUGGGAGCUGCCUCGUGACCGACUGACUCUGGGGAAGCCUCUGGGCGAAGGCUGCUUCGGUCAGGUGAUUCUGGCCGAGGCCAUCGGGAUAGACAAAAACAAACCGACACGGGUCACCAAAGUCGCCGUGAAGAUGCUCAAAGCCGAUGCCACGGAGAAGGAUCUGUCUGACCUCAUCUCUGAAAUGGAAAUGAUGAAGAUGAUCGGCAAACACAAGAACAUCAUUAACCUGGUGGGCGCCUGCACGCAGGACGGUCCUCUCUAUGUGGUAGUGGAGUACGCUGCGCAGGGUAAUCUGAGGGAGUAUCUGCGAGCUCGCCGGCCAGUUGGAGCGGAAUACUGGAGCGGCUCCAGGCAGGCGCCGCUGGGCAGCCUGGAGGUCAGGGAGCUGGUGUCGGCAGCGUACCAGGUGGCCCGAGGGAUGGCAUACCUCGCAUCAAAGAAGUGCAUUCACAGAGACUUGGCGGCCCGGAACGUUCUAGUCACUGAAGACAGCGUAAUGAAGAUCGCCGACUUCGGUCUGGCUCGAGACAUCCACCACAUCGACUACUACAAGAAGACCACCAAUGGUCGGUUGCCAGUGAAGUGGAUGGCGCCGGAAGCUUUGUUUGACCGAAUCUACACACACCAGAGCGACGUCUGGUCAUUCGGGGUCCUGCUGUGGGAGAUCUUCACCCUCGGGGGGUCUCCGUACCCCGGCGUCCCUGUCGAGGAGCUCUUCAAGCUGCUGAAGGAGGGACACCGCAUGGAGAAACCAUCGGCGUGCCCUCAGGAGCUGUGAGUACAUCAUCACAUCAAACGCUUCAGUCUGACACUUAAGCAGAGGAGCCGGUCAUUCCUGGAAAACUCAGCAGAAGAGACAGCUUCAUUAAAUGCCAAUAUCUGAAAACAUGAGACCUGGAGGAUGAGCCGACUUUAAAAAUCCAACAUUUACGACUUUUAUGCUCUAAAUUCACUUGAAAUUAGUCAAACAAGUAUCUCCAGACAGCUGCAGCUA